Messenger RNA from Phytomonas sp. Hart1, 375 nucleotides. NCBI's taxonomy places the organism in Eukaryota, Euglenozoa, Kinetoplastea, Trypanosomatida, Trypanosomatidae. The record is from the annotation of a GenBank genome assembly.
AUGGAUGAAAAUGCUGAAAAAGAUGAAAAGUCUGAGGAGGAUAAAAAGGCUGAAGAGGGCUUUCUUUCGGAGACGCGGACUCGUCGCCUGGGAAAUCACCUGCGGGAUGGGUUGUGUUCGGUCAACGCGGUCCUACGCGUGAUGGUGGGGGAUGAGCUGGAGAAGAUCGAGGGCAUGAACGGGCAGAUUACCCAUUCGUGUAAAAUAAACCUCCCUGUGCGCGAUCUCGACGCCGGGUGGGAGGUUUUCCACCUCAUCUGUGCGCAUCGCAAGAGUUUUUCCCACCAGCAGUGGGAAGAAGAUGUGGUGCCGGAGUUGAAAGACUUUGAGGCCAUCAUGAAGUGGACAGAUGAUCCACGCGUAGCAUUUUUUUAG